CCCAAAUUCAAACCUCGUCUCUGAAACCCGCCUCCAUCUCCAUCUCCAUUGCUGGUGCUUGCUCGCCAAUGGCGGCGCUGGAUCUCCCCUGCGACGGCGAUGGAGUUUGCAUGCGCUGCAGCACGAAGACGCCGGAGGCGGAGGUUGUGCACUGUCAAACCUGCACCACGCCUUGGCACGUCCAGUGCCUCUCCAAGCCUCCUGAAACCAUGGCCGCCGUUGUUGGCUGGCUGUGCCCUGACUGUGUACCCCCUGUUGACGUCGCUGGAGCCGGAGGUGCUGGUUCCGUCUAUGCGCCUUCCACCGCGUCCAGUCAGCUUGUCGCUGCCAUCCGGGCGAUCGAGGGUGAUGCUUCGUUGACGGAGGCGGAGAAGGCGAAGCGAAGGCAGAAGCUGCUUUCUGGUGGUGUGGAGAUGGAUGAGGAUGACGAUGAGGAGGAGGAGGAGGAGGAGGAGGAAGGGGAGGAGGGUAGAAAGCGGAGAACGAGGAAGGGGAAGGAGAAGGAGGAUGCUAUAGAACUUUUUGAUGGGAAGUUUAAGUGUUCAUUUUGCAUGCAGCUUCCGGAGAGGCCUGUGACCACACCAUGUGGUCACAAUUUCUGUUUGAAGUGCUUCCAGAAAUGGGUUGGCCAAGGGAAGCACACUUGUGCAAAAUGUCGCACACAGAUUCCAUCAAAAAUGGCAUCUCAACCAAGAAUUAAUUUAUCACUUGUUGCUGCUAUUAGAAUGGCAAAAACUGCUAAAUCAGUUGUAACUGGUGUCUCAUCUCAAGUAUACCACUUUCUGCGUAAUGAGGAAAGGCCCGACAAGGCAUUCACUACUGAGAGGGCAAAGAGGGCUGGGAAAGCUAAUGCAUGCAGCGGUCAGAUAUUUGUUACUGUACCUCCUGAUCAUUUUGGUCCAAUUCUUGCAGAAAAUGAUCCCAAAAGGAAUCGUGGUCUUCUUGUGGGGGACUUGUGGGAGGAUCGAAUGGAAUGUAGGCAAUGGGGAGCCCACUUCCCUCAUGUUGCAGGUAUAGCAGGUCAAUCAGAAUAUGGCGCACAGUCAGUUGCACUGUCUGGAGGUUAUGCGGAUGAUGAAGAUCAUGGCGAGUGGUUCCUCUAUACUGGAAGUGGUGGGAGAGAUCUUAGUGGAAAUAAGCGAACAAACAAGGAGCAGUCAUUUGAUCAAAAGUUUGAGAAACUUAAUGAAGCACUCCGAGUCAGCUGCAAAAAGGGUUAUCCUGUUCGUGUGGUCAGAUCACACAAGGAGAAGCGCUCCUCAUAUGCACCUGAGCAUGGAGUCCGGUAUGAUGGGAUUUACCGGAUUGAGAAAUGUUGGCGCAAAGUUGGAAUUCAAGGUUUCAAGGUUUGCAGAUAUCUUUUUGUAAGAUGUGAAAAUGAACCCGCUCCAUGGACAAGCGAUGAACAUGGUGAUCGCCCAAGGCCUUUACCAACCAUCAAGGAAUUGAAGAAUGCAACAGAUAUAUCGGAGAGGAAGGAAAGUCCUGCUUGGGAUUUUGAUGAGAAGCAUGGCUGGAAAUGGAUGAAACCUCCACCCGUAAGCAGAAAGCCUGUGGUAACUGGAAAUCCAGAGGAUACGAAAAAAGUAAAGAAAGCAAUUAGGCUUGCUCAAAACAACACUUUUAGGGAGAGGCUUUUCAAAGAAUUUGGAUGCUUUAUAUGCAGAAAAGUAAUGAGCUCUCCCAUGACAACCCCUUGUGGACAUAAUUUCUGCAAGACAUGUUUGCUGGAUGCAUUCUCUGACAAAUCAUAUAUGCGGGAGAGAACCCGUGCUGAUGGGCGUACCCUUCGAGCACAGAAAAUAGUAAAAAAAUGUCCGAGUUGUUCUGUUGAUAUCUCUGAUUUUCUACAGAAUCCUCAGGUCAACAGAGAGCUGAUGGAUUUAAUAGAAUCACUUAAAAAACAGGCUGAGGAGGAGGAAAGAGCUAAAGUUGAUGAUGCUGGGGUUGAUUUGGAUGAAGAAUGUGAUAUUGCUGAGGAUAGAAAGUCUGAUAAAGAAGGGAGUGAUAAUGCGAGUAACAUUAGUGAAGGAGGACCUGGUGAUGAGCAAGCUGAAGAGAAGAAUGGUUGCUAUAAGACAACAUAUAAGAUGAAGAAUGACAAGGCUACACCGAAGGCUAACAAGAAGUUUAAGUGCGAGGAACAAGUUUCGAAUUCAAAGAAAGAUAUUUCUGGUGGGAAAGCUGCUCAUUCCGAGAUGCAGAGGGAGGAAUUUGUGAAUUCAAAAGAAGAUAUUUCCGUUGACAAAGUUACUUAUACUGAGAAACAGGGUGAGGAGGAAAUUAUGAAUACAAAGGCAGAGAUCUCUGUUGAAAAGGUUGCUCAUAAUGAGGCACAGAGUGAUGAGGAAGUUGUGGGUACAAAGAAAGAGAUUUCUGUUGACAAAGUUUCUAAUUCUGAGAAGCAAAAUGAUUUAUUAGUGACAUCUGAGGGCAACAAAUUGGAUUCUCCAAAGGGAGGAAUCAAGAGCAAUGCAGAGAACUUGGUCAAGGGAGGGAAGCCUCCCAUUGCUGUGAGGUAUAAGAGGCUUGCUAAAAGAACUAGGGCAGCCAAAAGAGUGACUGAUACUUCUGAUAAUGGCGAUGAAUCCCCUUCAAAGAUCCUGCGUGCUGAACCAGAUGAUGACUUCCAGUGAUUACUGAAGUGCCUCAUCUGGUAACCUUUCCAUUUUGCUAAUUCCAUUUUAUUAGAUGCCUUCCAUACCAUCAUUUUGUCGGUGAUAUUCCAACUAUGAAUUGCUAUUUGUUUGUUGUUCUAAGCUUCUCCGAUCACAGGUGCAUGCCUGGUUUUUGUUAAACAUAUGUUCUUUGUUUUUCAGUGUGCAAGACGCAUCUGUAGCUUAACCUCUUAGACUUAUAUUUAUAUAUAUAUAUAUAUUUACUUUGAG
This is a messenger RNA of Dioscorea cayenensis subsp. rotundata (Guinea yam), 2888 nucleotides long. RefSeq names its product E3 ubiquitin-protein ligase ORTHRUS 2-like. Bases 69 to 2636 code for a protein of 855 amino acids. The transcript is spliced from 10 exons. NCBI's taxonomy places the organism in Eukaryota, Viridiplantae, Streptophyta, Magnoliopsida, Dioscoreales, Dioscoreaceae. The record is from RefSeq and is a predicted model, not a curated record. Gene Ontology annotation, biological process: negative regulation of gene expression via chromosomal CpG island methylation; protein ubiquitination. Gene Ontology annotation, molecular function: metal ion binding; ubiquitin protein ligase activity.